UAGCCUUCAAAUGCGCUGCUGAACGGAUCGUCGUCGAAGUACUGCUAUUUUACAAUACAUAUUACGUUCCCUAUUUGUUCACCAGAAACCUGAAUUUGAGUCCUCAUCUAUUUAACGGCUCGCAAGUGAGAAGAUCGAGUUUAGCUCACUUUCAGUCAUCACGAUGAUGUUCCUGGAUUUUACAAAUAUUUUGAUCAUCUUGAUUAUCAUUCUACCUUUUCUUUACGAAUAUAGUCCUCGUUUUCGUUUGUAUCUAAAGUUUUUUGUUUAUUAUAUGACUGUAAUGACAGCUUCCGUUCUUUGCAUUCCAUUUAUUAUUUGGAGGCCUGGAAACGUACGCAACACUCUUCUCGCUACCAUUCCUCUUCGGGUACUCAACCCUCUGCUGGGGCUGCAUUGGGAGGUGAGGGGAGUCGAGCACAUAACCCCCGACCGAGCAGCCAUUGUGGUGGCCAACCAUCAAAGCUCCUUGGAUUUUCUAGGAAUGGUGUACAUGUGGCCACUGUUCCAGAAAAUGUCAGCUAUUGCUAAGAAAGAGAUCCUAUAUGCCAUUCCUUUUGGUCCCACUGCCUGGCUGUGUGGCACUCGCUUUAUUGACCGCAGCAAUCCUGCCAGAGCCAAGCAGUCCAUGAAUGAUGCUAUGGAGUAUGUUACAGAGCACAAGGUUAAGCUAUGGAUUUUUCCUGAGGGGACACGCAACACUGAAGAUGAAUUUUUGCCAUUUAAGAAAGGCGCCUUCCAUCUCGCUUUGUCUGGCAAUCUUCCAAUCCUGCCUAUUGUUUACUCCUCCUAUAAAGGCUUUCUCUCCCACAAGGCUGGUGUCUUCAACCCUGGCAACGUGAUCGUAACGUGUCUGCCUGCAAUUCCAACGGAAGGCCUGACUAUGGACGACAUGCCUCGUCUCAUGGACGAUGUGCGACAGCAAAUGAUGGCCGUCUUCACUGAAACCUCCAGCCAGGUGCAGCAGCCAUAUCCUAUGGAAAUCCCGGUUGCUGUGAGGAAAGAAAGUUAAAUGCCCUUCAAGCCAUCGCUAGCGUGACAGCCUCUACAGCAUCUUUAUGUACUUCUUGAAGCCAGGCUCACAAUUGGGCAAAAAAUUUGUUACGGAGCAAUUUAAAAUUAUUACCAGGUCAACAAAACUGGUCUUUCUUUAUGAAACAAAUUCGUCCUCAACCAAUGAACAUAAUUUAUAAGAGCAUCUUUCAAUGUCCGAAUUUCUGAACUUGUCUUUUCAUGACGUCAUGUACAUAAAUGCAUGCCUAAUAUUAGCUUGGCGUCUCGAGGCUUCAAUUAUUAUGAUAUUAGAACUUCCAUUUUUCACAUUAGAAUGAGAUAUAAAGUAAGGUGAAUCAUAUUUCUUACUUGCGGCCACAAAACGCACUCGAAAAUAUUAUGAAGCGUUUUUAAAAAUAAUAGGAACUUAUUAAUAGUAGAUCUACUUUUUUCGUGGUGUUAUUGAUGUUCUCAUAUUAUUGAGGCCUUUCUUGUUUCAUUUUUGUUGGGAUGCUACUAUUUUUCUUAGAAUUAGCCUGAAAAGGAAUAGUAACGUGGGAAACCAGGAGCAAGUGUACAUAGUCUCAGCGUUCAAAGAAAGUGUUAGCUUUUCCUAUUGCCGUCUUAUUCUAAAGGCUAAUGUCUUGAACCGUUGUAGCGUUCAUGAUCUGCUUCGUGCUCACACUUCUGCUAGACGUGAUGAAAUUACGCUGUGUGUUCCGAUGACAUUAAUCACUUUGUUACUUAAUAUGGUAUUAAAUUUUUGUUGUGAACAGAAUGCAGUUUCUAAUGUUGAUAACAUUUCUAUGGUAGUGGCGCCUGAUGACACAGUUGAACCGCUCUUCAACCUUGAAUUCAAUCAUGUUCUUUGCACUUCUCUCUUCAACAGUAUUGUAUCAAUGCAAUAGUCGAUUCUCGCGAAUUUUAAAUGUUCGGUAUAGUACUAGUUGCUGCCCCUGCCAUAGAAACUGAUGCCCCAAGCUCUCUUUCGGGCAUCAGUUUCUGCGACUUUGUUGAGAUGCAUCCAUGUUGAACUUCAUUUGUCCGCGAUGAUGGCUGGAUUCAAGAUACUUUAUUAAUUUGUCAUUCGAAUGGAAAUUUUUGCCAAAGUGAAAAAAAACAUAAUCGUGAUCAUGUAAUUUUAGAGCAGAUAUAUUGUGAUAUGUUUUCGGUUACUCUAAAAAUAUGAGACAGUUGGUGCGUCAGAAAAUCUAUUUUUUUUUCUCGAAACUUCAUUUAAAAUUGCUGAAACAAUUUUAAAGCAGCUAUGAUAUUCUUAUCGUAUGAUAUUCUGAAAUUUCCAUGACUUGAGGCAAAAAGCAAAAAUUUGUCUUCAAAUUUGUGACUGGUGAUAAUAUUAGUGAUAUUUUUGAAGUUUCCUGAAAAUUUGUGAAAAUUUAUACUAUAAAUCUAUAUUGAUUGCGGGUAUUGCCCAUAGCACAGUCAUGACAAGCAUCAUAAGCACUGCUUAUUACAUCUCAGAUAAUUUAGUCCCCGUGUUAGAGUUAGCUCUAGUUCGUCUUGUUUUCCUUGAUUAUUUCCAUGAUACAUAAUAUGAUUCAUUCUGUAAAACCUUUUUCAAUGCCGAAGAAAAAUUUUUCUUUGAAUUAGAAUUAUAAAUAAUAUUUUGGGAAGCAGGUUUACAUGUCUGAACAAAAUUAAUCACGCAAAAGUUUGAUUGCAAUUUGAACUACCGACAAGCUCAUCCGUGCAUUGUAUGACCUCAUCCGUGCAUUGUAUGACCUCAUCCGUAAAAAAACAUCAAAUUACUUCUAAAUUUUCAUGUACCAGUUUCGAAGCAUGGAGUUGUAAAUGUAUAUAGUACAUUUAUCUGCAGUUUAUUACCUCAACUAUAUCUGAUAUUCAUGUAAACUAGACAAAUAUUAUACAUCUUGUAGCCUGGUAGCUUAUUUAUACUCAAGUUCUUCCUGUGUGGGAGCACAAAAUUAUGUUCUUGCAAUUCGCAAUCAACUUGGUUGCACCUUA
This is a messenger RNA of Hyalella azteca, 2979 nucleotides long. Its product is annotated as 1-acyl-sn-glycerol-3-phosphate acyltransferase alpha. Gene Ontology annotation, molecular function: 1-acylglycerol-3-phosphate O-acyltransferase activity. NCBI's taxonomy places the organism in Eukaryota, Metazoa, Arthropoda, Malacostraca, Amphipoda, Hyalellidae. The record is from RefSeq and is a predicted model, not a curated record. Bases 164 to 1012 code for a protein of 282 amino acids. Gene Ontology annotation, cellular component: endoplasmic reticulum; membrane. Gene Ontology annotation, biological process: phosphatidic acid biosynthetic process. The transcript has 6 exons.